AUGAUGAUUGGAUAUCCUCGUGAUUUUGAGCUCUUCAACGAUGUCAUUGAUAAGAAAAUUGAAAAGGGCGGACUCAAACAUCUCGGAAGCGGAGGAUUUGGAGAUGUCUUGUUAUACUCCUCAAAAAACAGUGAUGUUGUCAUCAAACGUGUGAAAUCAGGACAAGGAUGCAAAAAUUUGAAGGAAUUCAAAAUUCACGAGCUGCUGAGCAAAGAUGGAAACAAGCACAUAAUCCAGUUGUUUGACGUCCUGAAAACUCAAAAGUUUUUAUUCUUUUACCUGGAAUUUGCCGCUGCUGGUGACUUGGAGCAAAUGAUCAAGGCGAAAGGGAACGCUGUCAUCUACUAUUGCCAAGGAGUACUUCACCCAGAUGAUCGAUGGAAUUCAAUUCAUGCACAGCCUAGGAAUAGUACAUCGAGAUCUGAAGCCAGCGAAUUUAUUUUUGACAUCUGA
Caenorhabditis remanei is the source of this 453-nucleotide messenger RNA. RefSeq lists its product as uncharacterized. Bases 1 to 453 code for a protein of 150 amino acids. The transcript has a single exon. The record is from RefSeq and is a predicted model, not a curated record. Gene Ontology annotation, biological process: protein phosphorylation. Gene Ontology annotation, molecular function: protein kinase activity; ATP binding. NCBI's taxonomy places the organism in Eukaryota, Metazoa, Nematoda, Chromadorea, Rhabditida, Rhabditidae.